AUGGUCAAGCUUAUCACCCUUAUUUCCGCUCUUGCUGGCAUGAGCACUGCUGUCCUCGCUGCACCCACUUCUGGUGUCACUAUCACUGUCAAGAAUCGUUGUUCCAAUCCCAUUCAGGUCAACCAAUUGACCAACACUGUUGGUAAUCCCAAAUCUACUGCUUUAGCUGCUGGCAGCUCCACUUCCAUCAACGUUGAGUCUACCUGGGGUGGUCGUAUCUGGGCUAGAGAAGGCUGUUCUGGUUCCACUGAUUGUGAUGGCUCUGCCCCUGCAUCUCUUGCUGAAUUCCUCUUAUCUGGUGCUGCUGGUAAGGAUUACUACGACGUUUCCUUUGUUGAUGGCUUCAACUUGCCCAUCUCCAUUGCUCCCAACAGCGGUACUCCCAGUGGUUAUGAUUGUGGUGCCCCUGCUUGUUCAUCUUUGCCCUCUUGUCCCUCUGAGCUGCAACAAAAGGAUGCCAGUGGUAAGGUGAUUGCUUGUAAGUCUGCUUGUUCUGCUUAUGGUACCGACGAGUACUGUUGUACCGGUACCCAUGCUGGCCGUGGUGACUGUGGUACCAACAGCUUUGCUUCUUCUGUCAAGGCUGUUUGUCCUAAUGUCUACACUUAUCCUCAUGAUGAUUCUACCUCCAUGUACGCUUGUUCUCCUGGUUCUGGUUACACUGUCACUUUCUGUUAA
Molecule: messenger RNA, 678 nt
Organism: Mucor velutinosus
Lineage: Eukaryota; Fungi; Mucoromycota; Mucoromycetes; Mucorales; Mucoraceae
Product: Fumarylacetoacetase (Fumarylacetoacetate hydrolase)
Exons: 1
Coding region: 1-678 (225 amino acids)
Source: RefSeq, a predicted model, not a curated record